Molecule: messenger RNA, 1087 nt
Organism: Helianthus annuus (common sunflower)
Lineage: Eukaryota; Viridiplantae; Streptophyta; Magnoliopsida; Asterales; Asteraceae
Exons: 6
Coding region: 537-818 (93 amino acids)
Source: RefSeq, a predicted model, not a curated record
CCUUACCUAAUCUGAUUCUAGAAUCCAAACCCUAAACCUAACCGUGCCCGUUACCCCUGCCCCCUCCCCAUUCCAUAUCUUGUCUAUUGUAACAAUGGUGGCUUCCGCAAUUCUUAGGGCGUCAACUUUUACUGCUAGGGUUAGUUUACGGUUGAGUUGAGCAACGACUAUGGUAGAAAUUACAGUAUGUGAAGGCUUGUCAAGGUUUUUGGCAACACAAAGAAGGAUAUUCGAAUGAUUUUUGGUUAAAAAAGGGCAUUUGUGUCCUCCUCUGAACAUUUUGGUGGAGGAGACGCGGUGGUGACGCUGCCUUAGAUGUCGUAGACACCGAACUGAAAAGGGAAUUCAUUGACAACUAGUUGGCCCAGUGAAAUUCGAGCUCUGUUAUCUUCAAUUCGUACAUUGAAUCGUGGCUGUGCAUUUUCACAGUUUAUUAAAUCGAGAAUUUUCUAUAAGAAGGCUACAACAACUCAACAGUCUGUUAAAUCUGUAACUCACAGUUUGGGCCGAGUGUAAGAAACUAAGGCUUUCAAUUGAUGGUGGAGCCUAGGAACGCUAGAUUCUCGUGGAGGAGUGAAAUGUCGACCAUGGAGAAGAUGAAUCGACAAAGGGCUUUGGAAACCAACUCAGAUAAAACAUUGUUUGAUUUUAUGUAUAUUGAGGAAAGAAAGUAUUGUCCGUUGUUUGGGCUUUGGAUACUUAUCAAAAAUCAUAUGCAUGGCAGAGGUUUAAUUCAGAUGGUGACAAACCUUCUACUAAAAUGUAUGCAACAGGUAGUGCACUAUGUUUUUACUAUGUGGUGGAAGAGACACGGUUGAACACAAUGAGUUGGUUGUUGUGGGGCCAGUAAGUGCAGGAACAACUAUGAUGUGGGAAUGUAAUUUCUAAGAAAGAAUAAACAUGGGGAUCAUUAUGUAUGGCGAUUGCACAAGAGGGUCACGAAGGCAAUGAAGUUUUGAGUUUUUAUUCAAGUAUUUGUUAGUUUUAUGUUUCAUAUGUUUAAGAAUUAGAGUUAGAUUUGUAAAUGUUUGAAUUUUUGGAAGACGAUUUAACUUUUAAUUGAAUCGAUGUUAUGAUUUCUAUAUUU